Molecule: messenger RNA, 2023 nt
Organism: Salvelinus fontinalis (brook trout)
Lineage: Eukaryota; Metazoa; Chordata; Actinopteri; Salmoniformes; Salmonidae
Product: C-terminal-binding protein 2-like
Exons: 7
Coding region: 499-1608 (369 amino acids)
Molecular function (GO): transcription corepressor activity; NAD binding; oxidoreductase activity, acting on the CH-OH group of donors, NAD or NADP as acceptor
Source: RefSeq, a predicted model, not a curated record
UUGAACGAGGCGGUAGAGGCCAUCUUGACCAUGUUCGUUUGUUUCUCCAGGUGUUGAACGAGGCGGUAGAGGCCAUCUUGACCAUGUUCGUUUGUCUCUCCAGGUGUUGAACGAGGCGGUAGAGGCCAUCUUGACCAUGUUCGUUUGUCUCUCCAGGUGUUGAACGAGGCGGUAGAGGCCAUCUUGACCAUGUUCGUUUGUCUCUCCAGGUGUUGAACGAGGCGGUAGAGGCCAUCUUGACCAUGUUCGUUUGUCUCUCCAGGUGUUGAGCGAGGCGGUAGAGGCCAUCUUGACCAUGUUCGUUUGUCUCUCCAGGUGUUGAUCGAGGCGGUAGGGGCCAUCUUGACCAUGUUCGUUUGUUUCUCCAGGUGUUGAACGAGGCUUUAGAGGCCAUCUUGACCAUGUUCGUUUGUCUCUCCAGGUGUUGAACGAGGCGGUAGGGGCCAUCUUGACCAUGUUCGUUUGUCUCUCCAGGUGUUGAACGAGGCGGUAGGGGCCAUGAUGUACCACACCAUCACUCUGACCAGAGAGGACCUGGAGAAGUUCAAGGCUCUGCGCAUCGUCAUCCGCAUCGGCAGCGGCUACGACAACAUCGACAUCAAGGCAGCCGGAGAGCUGGGCGUAGCAGUGUGUAACAUCCCGUCGGCCUGCGUGGAGGAGACAGCAGACUCCACCAUGUGUCACAUCCUCAACCUGUACCGACGAAACACCUGGUUGUACCAGGCUCUCCGGGAGGGCACGCGGGUCCAGAGUGUGGAGCAGAUCAGGGAGGUGGCGUCCGGAGCGGCCCGCAUCCGUGGGGAGACGCUCGGCCUUAUUGGCUUCGGUCGUUCGGGUCAGGCGGUGGCAGUGCGGGCCAAAGUGUUUGGCUUCAACGUGAUCUUCUACGACCCCUACCUGCAGGACGGCUUGGAGCGUUCCCUGGGCGUCCAGCGCGUCUACACCCUACAGGACCUCCUCUACCAGUCAGACUGUGUGUCUCUGCACUGCAACCUUAAUGAGCACAACCACCAUCUCAUCAACGACUUCACCAUCAAACAGAUGCGUCAGGGAGCGUUCCUGGUGAAUGCAGCGCGGGGAGGGCUGGUGGAUGAGAAGGCCCUGGCUCAGGCCCUGAAGGAGGGGAGGAUACGUGGCGCUGCCCUGGACGUGCACGAGAUAGAACCGUUCAGUUUUGCUACAGGCCCUCUGAAGGAUGCUCCCAACCUGAUCUGUACACCACACACAGCCUGGUACAGUGAACAGGCUUCUCUGGAGAUGAGAGAGGCAGCUGCCACCGAGAUACGAAGAGCCAUCAGCGGCCGCAUCCCUGACAGCCUAAGAAACUGUGUGAAUAAGGAGUUCUUUGUGACCACAGGACCGUGGGCAGUAAUGGACCAGCAAGGUGUCCACCCAGAGCUCAAUGGCACCGCCUACAGGUACCCGCCAGGCAUGAUGGGCAUGGCUCCAGGGGUGAUCCCGGGUGGGUUAGAGGGGAUGGUGCCAGGGGGGGUACCAAUCGCCCAUACCUUGCCCUCUGGUACGCACCCGUCCCAGGCCCCUUCGCCCAACCAGCCAGCCUCCAAACACUGUCACGGAGAGACCAGAGAGCACCUCACCGAGCAAUAGCACCCUGACCGCCAGCCUAGCAGCCAGCCAGCCAAACAGCAGAGAGGACAACAACAACAGGAAGAGCAUUAUGCUCCUCAACACCUCCUCAAACUCAACCAGCAGAGAGGACAACAACAACAGUGCCACAGGCAGCAGCUAAUGGGGAUCCAUAAUAAAUACAAAGGAAGAGCAUCAUGCUUUACACCUCCUCAAACUCAACCAGUAGAGGACAACAACAGGAAGAGCAUCAUGCUCCUCAACACCUCCUCAAACUCAACCAGUAGAGGACAACAACAACAGGAAGAGCAUCAUGCUCCUCAACACCUCCUCAAACUCAACCAGUAGAGGACAACAACAACAGGAAGAGCAUCAUGCUCCUCAACACCUCCUCAAACUCAACCAGUAGAGGACAACAACAGGAAGAGCAUCAUGC